Messenger RNA from Bolinopsis microptera, 1693 nucleotides. RefSeq lists its product as uncharacterized. The transcript is spliced from 3 exons. Lineage: Eukaryota; Metazoa; Ctenophora; Tentaculata; Lobata; Bolinopsidae. The coding region runs from base 69 to 1022 and encodes 317 amino acids. The record is from RefSeq and is a predicted model, not a curated record.
CUUGUUUUUCAAUAUUAUUCGUUUACUUUCAAGCUGCUAAUAUUUUAAAGCACUACUACCACGGAUCGAUGUUAUCAAAACAACCCAAUCUAGCUGGUCGCUUGGCGUUUAUAUUGCUCUGCUUUUUGGAUCUUGGUCUCGUCAGAACAGUACCGUUAUUACGAAGAUCCGCGGUAUCUCCUCAAAGUGAUGAGUUCAUUGAAAGUGAUACGUUUAUUCUCGAGACUUACAAAAACAAACUUGAAGAAAUGGAUGCAAAGAACUUGAAGAGUCAUGCCCCUACACACAAAUUACUGGGCACAGACAGUGACAAAACUUCCGUUUCAAAGGUUUCCAACCACGACGAAAUUUAUCUCGAGGAGCUAGCUCAGCUCAAAGUCGAAAACGAAGCCCUGAAGAAAGAGUUAGCUGGUCUUGAACAAAAGACAGAUCUUGAUAAUCAAAAUGAGGAAGUCAUCACUGAUAAUGAUCUUAACUACCCUGUCCUACCUGACACACCGAAGCUUCUAGAUUCAGUGAUCGAACGUAAACGAGGGACCUGGCAUACGCUUGAUCUGGACGAUGAUGAACCGCCUAAAGAGCAGGAGCGACUAGAGCAGGCUGGUAAUCCCAGUUUUGGGCACGUUGGAAUAGGAAGAACCAACUUAUCUCCUGAUGCUGAAAAGAUUAUCAGUACUGAUACUGUUAACAAGGAGAACGUUAACGAAAAAAGCUCCAAUCAAGAAUAUCCUGUAUUCAAGGCAGUAGCCACUGCUACUGGGGAUGAUAAGAUUGAAGUAGAGCGAGGUAGAGACGAAAAAAAGACUGCGUCGACCGACGUGGUUACCCUGACUGUUGCCGCUAUCGCUCUCCUUUGUGCGGCAGUAUUCAUAGUGUUCACUGCAGUGCAGUGGCGAAAAACUUUGAAAGCAAUUAAAAUCGAUCAGAUGAAAAGCAACCAAAGUUUAAAAAGUAUGAGAAAUGAGAUUAAGAAAAUGACAUCUAUGAGUUCCAUAAACAUAAAGAAUUCGAGGAACUUGUGAACAAAGCGAUUGCAGAUGAUAGUAGUGGUCCAAGUGGUACAACUAACUCGGGUUCUAGACACAACAUAUCAUUAUCACAAGAUUCUUCGUUAAGCAGUCUUGGAACUGAAAGAGUUUCAGUUAAAAGUGGAAUAUUUUCCAGUCACUAUAGAAACGAUGAUGUUUCGGAACCAUCGACCGGACAGGUCUCAAAGCGAACUUCGGCACGCCCGGCCCCACCUGGAAUUAGAAAAUCAAGUAGAGGAAAAAAAUUGCGUUCAUCGGCCAUUCACAGGGAUCCCACUGAGAGAGAUGAACUGCUCGAGUAUGAAGAUGAUUCAGAUUAGAAAUAGAUGCAUUGGUUCAGGACAAAUUUGUGCAUCCAUCAUUUUAGUCACAUUGGGGCUUGGGCAUCAUUUAAUUCGGGCGGAGGAGGCGAUGAGUCCCGAAGAAUGAAACAGCUGAAUACGAUACAAGAUAACUGUGUAUCAGAGUAGAGGCUGCGCCUCUGAAUACAUGCACUUCAAUAAUCGUAUUUGCAUAGUUUUCAGUAUAGUAUUUUAGAUUCAGACUAUAUUUUGAAAUUGAGGUCGCCGAUUCACGAUUACAUUCAUUUUCAUCUUUUAAUAUAAGUGUGAAAAUAUGUAUGCUUCUAAUUGUGAUGCUUUUGAUUAACAAUAUCUUCUGAAUAU